GCACUGUUUCACCGGCGUCACUUUGGAAGGCGCAUUUUUUUUGCGGACUUAUCAUUUAUUAAAAAAAAAUCGUAUCGUCAGCACGGCGGCUGCUGCAUAUGAAUAAAAUCGCGCCAGUGCGAAAGUAUUUUUCUCGAUAUAGAACUAGUGUUUUUUUUUCCCCCGUGCGAAGUUUUUAAAUUACAAACAAAAUGGGCAAGAAAUCCGACAAUCCUGAAACAUCCAGCAAGGGUUCCGAUGCGGAGGAGGAGGAGGAGGAAUACGCCGUGGAGAAGAUCAUCGACAGGCGGGUGCGCAAGGGAAAGGUUGAGUACUACCUUAAAUGGAAGGGCUACCCCGAAACGGAGAACACCUGGGAACCGGAGAGCAAUCUCGACUGUCAAGAUCUUAUCCAGCAGUACGAGCUGAGCCGAAAGGACGAGGAAAAAGCGGCAGCUUCCAAAAAGGAUCGUCCCAGCAGUAGCGCAAAGACCAAGGAAACCCCAGGACGCGUUAGCACAUCGGCUUCCUCAACAAGCAAGCGAAAGUCGGAAGAGCCAUCAGCACCGACUGGAAACAAAUCAAAACGCGCUGCAGAGGCGGAGCAGGACAGCGGCGAUUCCUUAUCGACCGGAUCCACAGGAUUCGAUCGCGGACUGGAGGCCGAGAAGAUCCUGGGCGCUUCCGACAACAAUGGUCGGCUGACAUUCCUUAUUCAGUUUAAAGGCGUCGACCAGGCCGAAAUGGUGCCCUCUUCAGUGGCCAACCAGAAAAUCCCGCAGAUGGUGAUUCACUUCUACGAGGAGCGACUGUCCUGGUACUCUGAUAACGAGGAUUAAAUUAGCUCCGAGGUUGCAGCAUUAAUAGAGCGGAAAAGAGCGUUCAUUCAUCAAACGAAAAAACCAACCACAUAGAUAUAUCUCUGGCCUCCCCGUAGGCGUUCACAAAACCCCCUCACAGCUCAUGAAGUACCGGACAACCUUUCUUCUUCUGUCUGGAAUUCAUGUUUGUAUUUAUGAUUUAAAUUUGUAAUGAAUAAACAAAAUUUUUUUCAGUUAAAGCUUA
Drosophila ficusphila is the source of this 1044-nucleotide messenger RNA. It is a transcript of the gene Su(var)205, whose product is annotated as heterochromatin protein 1. The transcript is spliced from 5 exons. Gene Ontology annotation, biological process: chromatin organization; negative regulation of transcription by RNA polymerase II. NCBI's taxonomy places the organism in Eukaryota, Metazoa, Arthropoda, Insecta, Diptera, Drosophilidae. Gene Ontology annotation, molecular function: chromatin binding. Gene Ontology annotation, cellular component: pericentric heterochromatin; nucleus. The coding region runs from base 192 to 818 and encodes 208 amino acids. The record is from RefSeq and is a predicted model, not a curated record.